This is a messenger RNA of Lytechinus pictus (painted urchin), 4056 nucleotides long. RefSeq names its product alpha-(1,6)-fucosyltransferase-like. Lineage: Eukaryota; Metazoa; Echinodermata; Echinoidea; Temnopleuroida; Toxopneustidae. Bases 94 to 1149 code for a protein of 351 amino acids. The record is from RefSeq and is a predicted model, not a curated record. Gene Ontology annotation, molecular function: protein binding; alpha-(1->6)-fucosyltransferase activity. Gene Ontology annotation, biological process: protein N-linked glycosylation. The transcript is spliced from 5 exons.
AACCCUAAAGACUGCAGCAAGGCCAAGAAGCUUGUAUGCAACCUCAACAAAGGCUGCGGCUAUGGAUGCCAAGUUCACCAUGUGGCCUACUGCAUGAUAGUAGCCUAUGCCACCCAGAGGACACUCAUCCUGGACUCCAAGGGUUGGAGGUAUGCCAGGGAGGGAUGGGAGAAGUUCUUCCUGCCUCUCAGUGAGAACUGCCUUGAUCGGACAGGAGAUUCAACAGGAAGAUGGGGAGAUGCUAGCCGUAUUGAAAAUGUUCAAGUGGUAGAUCUCCCCAUUGUGGAUGGCCUUCACCCUCGUCCAGACUUUCUUCCCUUGGCCAUCCCUGAGGAUAUCUCUCAGAGGCUUUUAAGGCUACAUGGUCACCCGAUUGUUUGGUGGGUUGGACAGAUAAUGACAUACAUCCAGAGACCACAACCUGCCCUACAGGAGGAUAUUGACAAGAUGAAAGAAGCUCUUGGAUUUACUAAUCCAAUUGUCGGCUUACAUGUACGACGUACAGACAAAGUUGGGACCGAAGCGGCAUUUCAUGGAAUAGAGGAGUAUAUGUUUCAUGCGGAAGAAUAUUAUCAAAGACUUGAGAGGAAACAAGAAGUGCCUGUCAGAAAAAUUUACCUGGCGACAGACGAUGCUAGUCUACUCACAGAGGCACAGAGAAAAUACCCAAAUUAUGUCUUUGUUAGCGAUAAUGCAAUAUCUAAAUCCGCUGGCCUUUCUUCAAGAUACUCGGAGGAUUCCUUACGGGGUGUCAUUGUUGAUAUUUAUUUCUUGUCACGUUCUGAUUUUCUUGUCUGCACCUUUUCAUCACAGGUAUGUAGAGUUGCAUAUGAGAUGAUGCAGUACAUACAUGAGGAUGCUGCUGCCUACUUCCGUUCGCUUGAUGAUAUCUAUUACUAUGGUGGGCAGAAUGCCCAUUUGCAAUCUGUACUGUAUGAGCACAAGCCACGUAGUGGGACCGAUGAGAUAGAAAUGCUGCCCGGAGACACUAUAGGUGUGGCUGGCAACCAUUGGGAUGGCUAUUCAAAAGGUACAAACCACAGGUUAGCGGGCAGACGAGGCGGCCUGUAUCCGUCGUAUAAAGUUGAAGAUAAAACAGACAUUGCCAAGAUGCCUACCUACCCAGAGGCAGAGAACUUCCACUUAUAACCCAAAGUCACUUGUCUGUCUGUCAGCAAGUCUGUGUUUGUUUUUUAUUAAUGUAAUUCAGAUAUAAUGGAUUUUAUAUAGGCUGUAGUAACCAUUUGAUUCUCGUCUAAAAGGAAGCAAGGACUAUCUGAGUCAUACCAGUUUGACAUUGGAUUCUGAAUAGUUCUCCAUUUGUAGAUAUCACGACUCUUCACGAGUGAGGCAAUAGAAGUGUGGUGGUUUAUUCAACCCUUGUCUAAGGAAGGCUUAUGUAUACUUGCCAGAAAGCAUGUAGGGGACUGACAGCAAACUAAUCAUUUCUAUUUGGAACACAGUGAUGAAGAAUAAUACUAGACCACAAAGCAAUAGUGCUGCUCUAGCUUCAGAAUUUGAACUUUGUCCAAGGAAGACAACAGAACCUUCUUUGAUAGGAUAUUUUAAACCAAGUAGCUGUGGAAGAUCGAAACAUCAAGACUACUGAAUUGGAAUAAACACAGAAAAGUUUGAUGAUCAUGAAGAACAAUAAUAAUAAUAUGUCUCACAUGAAGUAAAUAAAAUGUGAUACUUGAUCAGGGGCAGAUCCAGCUUUCGCCAAUGGGGGGGAUAGAAAAAUAUUUUCAUCCACUUGUUCCCUGAUCAGCAUAUAAAGCCAUUUUUUGGGGGGGAGGUGUAGUCCUAACACUUAUAAGUACAUUUUAACUUUGUUUAUGUAAACAAGUUAUGUGUCAACUAACUAAAGCCUUAAUGAAUAAUGUGAGCACAAAAUGCGAGCUCAAAUUUUUGGAUAUUUCAUUUAUUUAAACCUGAAAGUGAGCAUUCUGACCAUUGUUUUGUUAAUUGUGAACAGAAUGCGUAUUUGAAUAAACAAUGUGAGGACAAAGCAUAAGCUGCAAAUUUUUUACUCUCAGACAUGAAAGUUUUACAUUCCAAUCACUUUUUGUAACCAUGAGCAAGAUGGGUAACUAAAUGAAAAAAUAGUGAUGUGAUCGAUGUGCUGAAAUUUGUUUAUUAUCCCACCUGACUGACCCCCCUGGAUCCAUCUAUGCUUGAUGAUUUAAUCUUAAAGUAAUAAAUAGUUCACAAUAUUUCAAGGGAUUAAGUCGAAGCCAGUUUAGAGGCCAAAUUUUUCUGGCCUUGUCCUAGGUAUAAAUCAUGUGUGCAAAGUUGAUUCGAGAAAGCUACGUAUCAUGUCACUUGCCAUUUUAACAACAAUUUUAGCUGCAUUUCUGAAUUCUCUAAUAUUGUUGGGAAAUUUAUGGAAUUAGAUGUUAUUUUUCUAACUACUAUUAUAAAAUGUGUUUCUUUUUAUGGGUAAGGUAGAGCAGAUUUAAUAUGUCCAACUCGAGUUGAAUAUUGUUACACUUAGUGGCCCUUUGGUUUGAUUAUGGAAAGCCAAAUGUGGCACAAAUAUUUUGCAGUUGAUCUUCAACAUUUCAAACAGCUGAAAUUUGCAAAUUGUAAUUACUUUAAUGUUCUUCUAUAAUGACACAUGGAAUAGGAAAAGAGAAAACAAAUUAAAUAUAAAGAGUAAAGAAAAGUUGUUUCAUAUUUGGCCUUCCAUAAUUCUAGCCAAGAUUAGCAGACCCUUGCUUGGCAAAACUUGAUUUCAGAAUGUGGGUCUCUGUGAGAGAAAAGAAAGUGCAGCUAUUAUAACCAUGCCAUAUAGUGUUAUUUCUAGUAAUUGUUCCCUGGUGAAUUGUUCCCUACAGCAAUCUUUGGAGUAUAAAGAUUGAGAUUUAUUGAGGUUGUAUAUUUGCAUUUUAAGUCAUAAACAUAAGAUUGCUCUGUCAUCGAUACAUUGUCGACUUGAUCUCAGAAUGUCAUUUUACUUUGAUUCACAUCUUGUUCAUACAAUUUGUCUAUUAAGAUGGAACGUCACUCAUUUCAAACUUAAAAUCAUCUCAUGAUAUCAUCUCGCUUGUAAAGGAAACCUCAUAUUCACAUUUUAUGAGAAAUGAAUAUCUCAGUGUAUAUCACAUUCACACAAUUUGUCUAUUAAGAUGGAAUGUCAUUUACUCAUUUCAAACUUAAAACAUCUCAGAAUGUCAUCUCGCUGUUGAAGGAAUACCUCGGAUUCACAUUUCACUGGGAAAUUAAUAUAUCAGUUUAUUUCUCAUUCACACACUUUCGGGAUUAUAUAUAUAUAUAUAUAUAAUAUAUAAUGUUAUUUACUCAUUUUAAACUCAAAACAUCUCAGAAUAUCAUCUCUCAUUUACAGGAACACCUCAGAUUCCCCUUUUUCUUAGAAAUGAAUAUCUCAGUGUGUAUCUUAUUCAUACAAUUUUUCCAAUUAAUAAUACUCAAUGUUGUUUACUCAAUAUAAACUUAAAACAUCUCAGAAUGACAUCUCACAUUGAAAGGAACACAUCAGAUUCUCAUCUCACUUUGAUUGAACAGAUUUAUAAUGACAUCUCAGCUUAAAAUGAAUGCAUCAUUUAUUCCUUGUAAUAAUUUUAUUCCAUGUUGUAAGGUAGUAGAUCUUCCACAACUUGGUUGAAUUAUGAUAAACAUAUAAUUUCAUCACUUUGAUGGAAUAUUAAGUGUCAUUACUUUGUCAGGUUUGUGGUUUUAGAAUGUAAAGUAUAUCAAUAUUGGGAAGAAAUUUUCAGUAUUAUUUAUGUUGGGAAUCAUGUGUAAAUGUAAGAGAUAGUGCCUAAUUUUCUAUUGAUUAUAACUGUAAAAUAAGUUUGUAAAUUAAAUUUCAUUUUGAAAAUGAUAUGUGAAUACUAAAUUUUGUACUACAUUAUCAAAGUUUAUUGCAGAAAGUCUUUAACAGAAUAUUAUAUAUAGGCGUUUUAUGUACUAUUUCAUGUGGUGGUCAUAAGUUUUGGGGUUGCAUCUUGUCAUGUACAUGUAUUUGAUUAAUUAUCUGUAUUGUAAAUAAUUUGGGAUUGCAAAGUGAAAUAUGCUUUUUUGUUUACUUGGAUG